Molecule: messenger RNA, 895 nt
Organism: Spinacia oleracea (spinach)
Lineage: Eukaryota; Viridiplantae; Streptophyta; Magnoliopsida; Caryophyllales; Amaranthaceae
Product: 30S ribosomal protein S20, chloroplastic-like
Exons: 3
Coding region: 126-677 (183 amino acids)
Biological process (GO): translation
Cellular component (GO): small ribosomal subunit; ribosome
Molecular function (GO): structural constituent of ribosome; small ribosomal subunit rRNA binding
Source: RefSeq, a predicted model, not a curated record
AAGGGCAAAAGAGGAAUCCAAUCUGUUGCGGAUAAGAGAAGCUCUAGUGUGUCAAAUUAAGAUCCCAACCCCAAACACACACAGAAGAGAGAGCGCCAAAGAUAGUGAGAACUGAGAAGGAGAUAAUGGCUGCCAUAAGCAUGGCUUGCGUUUCUUCACAAUGCUUAUCCAUUUCUUCCAAGCUUCAUAAUCUCUCUUUUUCUUCAACCCAAUUUCCUAAUUCAUCACUCAAACCUCUCACUUUCUCCGCUAACUUAUCUCAACCUCUUUUUUCUCAAGGAUGCUCGUCUCUUGGCUCAUUCCAGCGACGUGGCUUCUCAGUGGUCUGUGAGGUUGCCACUCUAAAGAAGGCUGAUUCUGCAGCUAAAAGAACUCGCCAAGCAGAGACUCGGCGUCUUAGGAACAAAGCUCGCAAAUCUGAGGUUAAGACUCGCAUGAGGAAGGUUUUUGAAGCAUUGGAUGCGUUGAAGAAGAAAAGCGGUGCCAGCACAGAAGAACUUGUACCAAUAGACAAUCUGAUCGCAGAAGCUUAUUCAGCCAUAGACAAGGCAGUGGUGAAGGGUACCCUACAUCGGAACACUGCUGCACGCCGUAAAUCUCGGCUGGCUCGAAACAAGAAGGUUGUGGAGAUCCAUCAUGGUUGGUACACACCUUCCCUAGCACCAACCAAUGUCUAGUCUGCCCUUUACUUGUAAUUAGUACUCGACUUAUAUGACCUCUAAAUCAAUUGAUGUUGUCAAUUUUUGUUUUGUUAUUAGUGUCAUUUUGUAGCCAACAAUUUAUUUGCAAUUUUUUUAUUUUUCUCCAUAUAUACUCUCGAUUAUGGACGACAACGAUUGCACACAAUGAUUUUACAGUGGUAAUGGUAGUGGUAAGUCAUCUUUCGUUUUUCCAA